This is a messenger RNA of Fulmarus glacialis (Northern fulmar), 2819 nucleotides long. RefSeq names its product circadian locomoter output cycles protein kaput-like. NCBI's taxonomy places the organism in Eukaryota, Metazoa, Chordata, Aves, Procellariiformes, Procellariidae. Gene Ontology annotation, cellular component: CLOCK-BMAL transcription complex. Gene Ontology annotation, biological process: regulation of transcription by RNA polymerase II; circadian regulation of gene expression. The record is from RefSeq and is a predicted model, not a curated record. Gene Ontology annotation, molecular function: E-box binding; DNA-binding transcription factor activity, RNA polymerase II-specific.
GAAAUGUGCACUGUUGAAGAACCCAAUGAAGAGUUCACAUCUAGACAUAGCUUAGAAUGGAAGUUCCUAUUCUUGGAUCACAGGGCACCUCCGAUAAUAGGUUAUCUUCCCUUUGAAGUUUUGGGAACAUCAGGCUAUGAUUAUUAUCAUGUGGAUGAUCUAGAUAAUCUGGCAAAAUGUCACGAGCAUUUAAUGCAAUAUGGGAAAGGGAAGUCAUGUUACUACAGAUUCCUUACAAAGGGACAACAAUGGAUUUGGCUGCAAACACAUUACUACAUCACGUAUCACCAGUGGAAUUCUAGGCCGGAGUUUAUUGUCUGUACGCACACUGUUGUAAGUUAUGCAGAAGUUAGAGCAGAAAGACGACGAGAUCUUGGUAUUGAGGAGUCUCUCCCAGAGAUAACAGCAGAUAAAAGUCAGGACUCUGGGUCUGACAAUCACAUAAACACAGUGAGUCUCAAAGAAGCACUGGAAAGGUUUGAUACCAGCCCCACACCUUCUGCUUCCUCCAGAAGUUCAAGAAAAUCUUCACAUACUGCAGUAUCAGAUCAUUCAUCCACACCAACUAAAAUGACAGUGGACACUAGCACUCCUCCAAGGCAAAGCUUAUCUGGUCAUGAAAAGACUGCACAAAGAAGAUCGUCUCUGAGUAGUCAGUCUUUAAGCUCCCAGUCUCUUGGACAACCAGUAGCACAGCCAACGAUGUCUCAGCCUGCAACUUUACAGCUCCAGUCUGGCAUGUCCCAGCCUGUGCUUCAGUUUUCAGCUCAAUUAGGAGCUAUGCAGCAUCUAAAGGACCAGCUAGAGCAAAGAACACGCAUGAUAGAGGCAAAUAUUCAUCGGCAGCAGGAAGAGUUGCGUAAGAUUCAAGAGCAGCUUCAGAUUGUCCAUGGUCAAGGACUCCAGCUGCCAUCUGGACCUAAUGUGCCUAAAAUCCAUGCAUCUGAAGCUACUGUUCCUGAGAUGUUCUUGCAGCAAUCAGCUUCUGGACUCAACUUUGGUUCUGUGCAGCUUGCUUCUGGAAAUUCUUCAAAUGUUCAGCAGAUUACACCAAUAAACAUGCAAGGUCAAGUUGUUCAGGCUAAUCAGACUCAAAGUGGGAUGAACACAGGCCAUAUAAGUACUCCACACAUGAUACAGCAACAACCUUUGCAGAGUACUGCAACACAGCAUAAUCAACAAAAUGUACUUAGUGGACACAAUCAACAGUCUUCUCUUGCCAGUCAGUCACAGAACACAGUCUCGGCACCUUUGUAUAACACUAUGGUGAUUUCUCAGCCAACAACAGGAAAUGUGGUCCAGGUUCCUUCUAGCUUACCACAGAACAAUAACCAGAAUGCUGCUGCAGUAACCACUUUUACACAGGAUAGACAAAUAAGAUUUUCUCAAGGUCAGCAACUUGUCACAAAACUCGUCACGGCCCCAGUAGCGUGUGGAGCAGUAAUGGUACCAAGUACUAUGUUUAUGGGACAGGUGGUGACAGCUUAUCCCACUUUUGCUGCCCAACAGCAGCAGCCACAGACUUUGUCAGUAACGCAACAACAGCAGCAGCAGCAGCAGCAGCAGCAAAGUCAGCAAGACCAUCAGCAGCAGCUCACCACAGUUCAGCAACCAGCUCAGCCGCAGCUGACCCAGCACCCCCAACAGUUCCUACAGACAUCCAGGUUACUUCAUGGAAAUCAGUCAGCUCAGCUUAUCCUCUCUGCUGCUUUCCCACUACAACAAAGCACUUUUACUCAGUCCCACCACCAGCAGCAUCAGUCUCAGCAGCAGCAGCAGCAGCAGCAGCAGCUUUCGCGACACAGAACUGACAAGAUGACUGAUCCUUCCAAAGUUCAGCCACAAUAGUGUGGGGCUCUGCCUCUUUUUGAAGCAAACUAUCAGGAGGGGGCUGCUCCACAAACAGUUGCACUGAGGCUACAGAGGUAGCAGUACGAAGGCUUUCUAACACCACAGUGUUAAGAUCUACUUCUGACUUCUGGAAUCUGUUAAGAAAAGCCACAAGAUGAUGAUGGGGACGUGGCCAACUUUAAUAGUUGCCCCAGUUUCUGUGUUCUAAAGGAUUUGCUGCCAUGUGUUAAUUUGUCCAGGUGAAACCUCAAAAUGUGACUGAAAUGAGAGGGAUGCUGAAAAUAUUGGUAUUUUUAUCAGUCCUGUACAUUUUUAAAGUAUUAAAAUGGACAUGGAGCAAUUGUUUGAAUUAGCAGAAAAAAAUGCCAGGAAUAUAGUCCAAAAACCAUCUAAUUUUUUCCAGAUGAUUAUGGGACAGUAAAUAUUUUGAAAAUGUUGUGUGAAAUCCAGUUCUCUGUUGUACAGAUGCUGUAAAAUAUUGUGUAUAUGUCUGCAUAAAAGGAAGAAGAGCAAAAUAUUUUAUAUGAUGCAUGAAAAUGUAAUCUGUUAUUUGUAGGUUUGAAUAUGUUUCCCUAAAUUCUCACACCAUACUCAGACUAAUGUUCUCCUCUGUUCUACCCUUUUGUUUACAACAUGAUGCAUCAUUAUUUUCACCCUUAAUGUGGGCACAAGUCUCUUGUUUGUGCUUUGUCUGUAAUGUCAGGGUUUGUUCGGUGAGGUAUAGUGUGUUGGUUAGUUGACUUCUCGAGGUUAAAUUAUUGAUGAAGCUGUUUGAACUGGUGAUCAUGCAUCAGAGUUCAGGACAUUCAGAUUCAUGAAUAUCAUCCAUCAUUUCAUAAUUAAUUCAUCGUUUUAUUUGAAAAAUAGGAAUUUGCACUGCUUUCUUGCGGAUGGUUUGGAAUUUUAUUCCCCAAAGCUAUCUUUUGAUAUAGUUCAUAGUUGGAAAUAUUUAUGUAAAAGGUUUAAAA